GCUCACUCACCGCAAAUUCCUCUCGGGCGAUACUUGACCGUCUGUGCCCAUUACUUGGGCUAUGGCUCAGGAAGACGUGUCUCCGGAGAUGAUGCUCGCUUCUUACAAGCGGCUCUAUCCCUGGCGAUGAGCAACGGCGGGCAAGUACUCUCGUCAGAAGCGAAAUGUGAUGACCCCAAGAAAGAGGCAAGGGCGGAAAAAGGGAAAGGGAAAACGAGUUACUCUUUUCCUUUCGCUGCACGGUGCUUUCUGAAAAAAAAAACAGAUACUAGGAAAGCUUGAAAGCCGCAAUGCAAGAGAUCGUGCUACAGUAUACCUAUCUACGCCUUAAUGCUGAAGUCUCGAAGCACCGCAAACACUUGCUCAAGGCAACCUUCUGUGUGCACCCCAAGACAGGCCGAAUUUGCGUUCCCGUCGACCCAAGCGCGAUAGACAGCUUCAGGCCCGAGCGCGCGCGUGCCCACAAACCGUCGAUGAAGCCGUACGUUGAGAUGCUCGACAGGCACGUCGCUGCGCUCAUGGAAGAGGUGAGGCGCGCGAAGCGUGAGCUGGCCCAGAUUGAACGUGGUGAAGCUUGAGACACUCUACGGUUUACAUGUCCCGUUGCCGCAUUAUCCGCGCAUUCAGAAAACGAUUGUCGUCUUGAAACCACAAAUCCGAAACUCUCUUAUACAACUGCGGUUUGAUCGGGCGAGACGACCGUGACCCCGUUAUUCAAUUUUGUACCUGGCUCCCUGGGCCCUGGUCCCUCAUGGUGGUAGCUCAGCUACCAGGAAAUGAUUGUCGACAUGAUGAGUCUCAGUCUGCACAAGCG
This is a messenger RNA of Fomitopsis serialis, 814 nucleotides long. RefSeq lists its product as uncharacterized. Bases 291 to 578 code for a protein of 95 amino acids. The record is from RefSeq and is a predicted model, not a curated record. Gene Ontology annotation, biological process: DNA replication, synthesis of primer. The transcript has 5 exons. Gene Ontology annotation, cellular component: alpha DNA polymerase:primase complex. Lineage: Eukaryota; Fungi; Basidiomycota; Agaricomycetes; Polyporales; Fomitopsidaceae.